Melospiza georgiana is the source of this 4062-nucleotide messenger RNA. It is a transcript of the gene SEC14L5, whose product is annotated as SEC14 like lipid binding 5. Gene Ontology annotation, cellular component: cytoplasm. The coding region runs from base 190 to 2313 and encodes 707 amino acids. The record is from RefSeq and is a predicted model, not a curated record. NCBI's taxonomy places the organism in Eukaryota, Metazoa, Chordata, Aves, Passeriformes, Passerellidae. The transcript is spliced from 17 exons.
GGCGGGGCCGCCGCAGCCGCGGGAGCCGCCGAGAGCGGGAUGGGUCCGGCCGGGCUGCGCCGCGCCCGCGGACUUGCAACAAGAAUCCCUGUUGCUUUGAGAAGCACAAUGACCAUCUCACAGCUCUGUUUGGAGGAAAGGGCAUAGAAGGUCUGCUGCCACUGCACUCUCCCGAGGUGUGUGGUAAAAAUGGUGCAGAAAUACCAGUCCCCAGUUCGAGUCUACAAAUACCCUUUUGAGCUCGUCAUGGCAGCCUACGAGAAACGCUUUCCUACGUGCCCAGAGAUCCCAGUGUUCCUGGGGAGUGAAAUCCUGCACGAAUCCAGGAGUGAGGACGGAGCCAUCCACGUCAUCGAGCGCAGCUGCAAGCUGAACGUGGACGCUCCCAGGCUGCUGAAGAAGAUUGCAGGGGUGGAGCACGUGUUCUUCAUCCAGAGGAACACGGUGAACUGGAGGGAGCGAACGCUGCGCAUCGAGGCCCACAACGAGACCUUUGCCAACAGGGUGGUGGUCAGGGAGACCUGCAGCUACUCAGUUCACCCUGAGAACGAGGACUGGACCUGCUUUGAGCAGUCAGCCUCCCUUGACAUCAAAUCCUUUUUUGGCUUUGAAAGCACCGUGGAGAAAAUUGCCAUGAAGCAGUACACCUCCAACAUCAAACGGGGCAAGGAGGUGAUCGAGCACUACCUGAAGGAGCUGAUCUCGCAGGGGAUCACGUUCAUCCCUCGCUGGAGCCCUCCCGCGGCGGAGGAGGAGCAAACCCCGGCGCUGGCACGGGCCCCCGGUGCCACCCCGCAGGAAUCCGGGGCUGCUGGCACCAGCAGGGACCCUCCUGGCAGCCCCUGCCCGCCCCCGGAGCCUGCCAGCCCCGACGGUGACAAACUGGACUCUGACUACAUCGAGCGCUACCUGGGCCAGCUGACCCCGCUGCAGGAGAGCUGCCUGAUCCGCCUGCGCCAGUGGCUCCAGGAGACCCACAAGGGAAAGAUCCCCAAGGAUGAGCACAUCCUGCGGUUCCUGCGCGCCCGCGACUUCAACAUCGACAAAGCGCGGGAGAUGCUGUGCCAGUCGCUGGCCUGGCGCAAGCAGUACCAGGUGGAUCUCAUCCUGCAGUCCUGGAGACCCCCAGCCCUGCUGCAGGAGUACUACACUGGGGGCUGGCACUACCAGGACAAAGAUGGGCGGCCGCUCUACAUCCUCCGCCUCGGGCAGAUGGACACCAAGGGUUUGGUGAAGGCCCUGGGAGAGGAGUCCCUGCUGCGACACGUUCUGUCCAUUAAUGAGGAGGGACAGAAGAGAUGUGAGGAAAACACCAACAUCUUCGGCCGCCCCAUCACAUCCUGGACAUGCCUGGUGGACUUGGAAGGGCUCAAUAUGAGGCACCUCUGGCGGCCUGGGGUGAAGGCCCUGCUCAGGAUCAUCGAGGUGGUGGAGGACAACUACCCUGAGACCCUGGGGAGGCUCCUGAUUGUGAGGGCACCACGGGUCUUCCCUGUGCUCUGGACCCUGGUCAGUCCCUUUAUCAAUGAGAACACAAGGCAGAAGUUCCUCAUCUACAGUGGCAAUAACUACCAGGGCUCAGGAGGGCUGGUGGACUAUGUGGACAAGGAUGUGAUCCCAGACUUCCUGGGAGGAGACUGCAUGUGCACUGUCUCAGAGGGGGGACUUGUCCCCAAGUCCCUGUACCAGAGCGAGGACGAGCCGGAGAACUCGGAUCACAUCCGGCUGUGGACAGAAACCAUCUACCACUCUGCCAGUGUCCUCAGAGGAGCCCCACACGAGAUACUCGUGGAGAUCCUGGAGGGGGAAUCUGUCAUCACCUGGGACUUUGACAUCCUGAAGGGAGAUGUGGUGUUCAGCCUCUUCCACUCCAAACGAGCUCCUGAGCCAAGUCACAAAGAAGCCACAGCACCAAGUCCCUGUGGUGCAGGGGACAAUGUGCAGCUCAUUGACAAGAGCUGGGUGCUGGGGGUGGAUUACAGCAGGGUGGAGUCUCCCCUGGUCUGCAGGGAAGGAGAGAGCAUCCAGGGCUCCCAUGUCACUCGCUGGCCUGGCUUCUACAUCCUGCAGUGGAGGAUGCACGGGCCCCUGCCCUGCUCCAGCUCCAGCCUGCCCCGUGUGGACGAUGUCCUGGCCUCCCUGCAGGGCUCCAGCCACAAGUGCAAGCUCAUCUACUACUACGAGGUGCUGGCCUCCAAGGACUUCAGGGGAUCCAUGUCCAGCCUGGAAUCCUGCACCAGUGGCUUUUCCCAGCUGAGUGGAGUCACCACAUCUUCCAGCCAGUCCCAGAGCAGCUCCCACCUCUCCAGAUAGCAGAGCCAGGGCUGCAGCACCAGGGGCACCCAAACCAAAGAGCUCCAGGGCUGAGCCGUGGGGCAGCCACAGCCAUUUGGACACAGAGACGCCUCUGGGGGCUGCUUCAACCACAAAAACUGAAAUUCUAAGGGCAGGUUUGGGGGUUUGAGGUCAGCUGCCUGCUCCUCAGUAGCCUCCCUCACCACCUGUGGGUUCUGGGUGCCUGUGAGUUUGCAGGAACCCACUCCACUCCAAAGGGCUCUUUUCAGUUCUUUCCCCCAGAGGAGGCUGAUGUUGCCUUACCUGCUGCACCUUGAGGGAAUUCCUGGGUGGCAAAACAAGGGAAUGUCCUGGAUGCCCACAGGGUUCUGCUUCCACACUGGGCAGUCAGGGGGGCAUUCCAGGGGCAGGGCCUUGGCAGGGCCUCCCAACACCUGGGUACAGGCAGCAUGCUUCAGAAAUCACUUCCAGGCCAAACCAAAAACUCUCCUGGUCUGGCAGGAUGCUCUGGGAAAUGUGUUGGAUUUUUUUUAACCCUGCUGAGAAACAAAGUCAAAAGGUUUUGGUUUUGUUUUUUUUUUUUUAGAAAUUCCAGGCAUUGAAUCUGCCUGCAGUGAGUGGCAUCUUCCAAACUAUUGUUUCUUUUUACUCAGGUUUACAGCAAUAAUGAGUAGGUCUGUCCCAUUCCCAAGUGGAUGGAAACUGAAUCCAGUCCUAAAGGGCUAAGAAAAGCAAUAUUUGAUUUCCUGAAGGCACAAGAUUUUCUGGCAGUAUUACAGAACUUGCUUCUUCUAAACAUGAGCUCACUUGAACCAUUCAGAGAGGCAUGUAUGUAUGUAAGCACUUACUGAAGCCUAUUUAUUCUAUACUAGCUUAUUUUAAAUUAAUUUUUAACUUAUUAUGUCAGAAAUGACUAUUUAUUAAAUACAGUCACCUUUUUUUAAUGGGAUGAACUUUGUUUUAGAAAGGAAUAACUGAUUGUCUUCAAUCCCAAGCAAUCUUUCUGCUUGGGUCCUGAUCUUUGUGAUCAAUGGAUGUUCUUGCAAAAGGGCUGCAUUGGGGUAAGGGCUUGUGUCACCUUUCUUGCAAGGAUAGGUGAGAGUCCCGUGCUUUUUUAGACUGUUUUUUAGGAUUAAGAAACAAGGAUUGAGUUCAGGAGUUGUCAUGAAGAUGCACUGUCUUCCUACACACCAAAAAUGCCACGUUUGUCCCUAAUCUCUGAUUGUUCCUCUACUCAGGUUGGGGAGCAAAGUUAUCCAUGUUCUUGUCCAGGUGAAAAAAUAAUGAGAGCAGGUGUCAAAUACUCACCAAGUUUUUAUUCAGGAAUCUGUGAAGUUGUUCCUUCCCACCCUGUUUUUUUUUAAAUCACUGGUUUUGAAGCACCAGGCUCUGCCAAAUGAGAAAAGAGCCAAAAUAUUUGGGACAAUGGGAGACAAAGAACUUGACAUGGGUUUUUUUAAGGAUUGGAGCCAAGGGAAUCACUCUGCACCUUGCAUCUCUCCCUGUGAACAGGUAACUUUGUUAUGUAGAGCUCAGGAAAGUUCUCAUUUCCAAUUCUCAGUUGUUGCAUGGACUUUCAUGUUUCUCCCAGACAAAUGAAAUUUCUGUCUCUGGCAUUUCAGCAUAACUGGAGUCUGAUAAAGAUGGACAAAUGUAAAUGUAAUUCCUACAUUUCCUCUGGAAAGUCAGGAAUUCUGGAAGCAAAAGUGCAUGUGUGUAUCCCUCAUGGAAAAUCCUUGACCCAGAAUAAAAUCUAAUUUAGAAACA